AUGCCGCCGCUGACAAACCCGCCGUCGAGCGACUCGAGUCGCUUCAACGACCAGACCUUCUCAGACCUUCCCCAGAUCUCGGCCCUGCAAAUACGGGCUGAAGAUAUUGAACUGCCUCCUUCUCCUCGAGACGACGAGUCCGCAACACCGCCUUCCCCUUCUCCCAGAUCAUCGCCGUCAGAGGGUUCCGAGACUCUUCCGAAGUACGGCCACUAUCUCUCACAGACUACUCCACCCUCGGGAUCCCGCAAUUCGUCGCCUCAGAGGAGAAUGAGGCCACUAUCAGUUGGAAGCAUGAUAACCGCUCCACCGAUGCAACGAGCGCAUUCUUCACCCGGCGUGGACGCCUCGGGUCGAUAUAUCACGCCUUACGGUGCCCCUAGAAGACCGGAAUCACCUCUACACUCAGGAAGACGACGCAGCCCUCUCAGGAUGGCCAUGGAAGAGCCGUAUCCCGGCAAGCCAGCAUGGAGCGGUCUGGUGAUGGAACCAAAUAUCCCCGAAAAUGAAGAGCUUGACUUCACCCCAGAUGGAGAUGUGGCACAGCCAUCACUGAUAUACUCUUUCUCCAACACAUUUCCGAGAGCGCGGCGACGGACUGCGAUGCCGCUGCACCAGAGUGCGAGUGCUCCCUCCCUCCAUGCUAGAGCUGUCAGCCCCAACAUCUCUGGGAGAAGUUCGCCGUCACCAUCAUACGGCGCCCAGAAGUACACAUACGAGCCAUACCCGGUCUACUCUGUUAGCUCUGCUUCCAGCAUGCCCAGCACGCCCACAUCACUACGAUCAAGGUCUCCGUCGAUCAGUUCGCUGGAGACAAUUGAAGACGCACCUGAUGCAGAAGAGGCGGCAAUCCUCGAGGAGGAGGGAGCAAAGACGAGAGGGGAAGACGGCGAGCCCGGUGAAUCACGACGAAGGAGCUCGCUAGAGAUUCGUGGCAGCAACCUAAGAAGCAACAAGGAAAGAAAACGAUGGUCUGUGUGCGGAGCGGAGAGACGUGCGGACUUUUCGUUGGAACCUAUUGAAGAAUGA
Cladophialophora yegresii CBS 114405 is the source of this 1029-nucleotide messenger RNA. RefSeq lists its product as uncharacterized. Bases 1 to 1029 code for a protein of 342 amino acids. The record is from RefSeq and is a predicted model, not a curated record. Lineage: Eukaryota; Fungi; Ascomycota; Eurotiomycetes; Chaetothyriales; Herpotrichiellaceae. The transcript has a single exon.